Messenger RNA from Puccinia triticina, 483 nucleotides. RefSeq lists its product as uncharacterized. NCBI's taxonomy places the organism in Eukaryota, Fungi, Basidiomycota, Pucciniomycetes, Pucciniales, Pucciniaceae. The transcript has 3 exons. The record is from RefSeq and is a predicted model, not a curated record. Bases 1 to 483 code for a protein of 160 amino acids.
AUGGGACUCAUGGCGCUCUCGAUGAAGAGUCUGAUUUGCGUCCUCCUCCUCCUCGUGACUCUCACUAGGUCUACCGCGGCGAUAAACGAAGAACGGAACCCAGCGCCGUCUCAGCCCUCGGCCUCAGCACGAGCCCGAGCCAAUCGCAUCCUGGCCGAGAAGCUCAGCAGCGAUCUCAAGCUUGCCAAGUGUCCAGAACCCUUGACUUCCUGUCCCCUCUUCUCGCCGGUUAAUCCUUCCUCACGAUCUCAUCAUUCGAGGCCUGCCGGUCACAAGAAGAAGAAAAUCGCCUGGGAAUGCUUGGAUCUUGCGCAAGAACUGACUGCUUGCGGCAGGUGUGAUAACGAUUGCAUGAAGCUGCCAAACGUGGAGAACGUUGGAUGUGAGAGUGGCAGAUGCAAAAUCUUCACGUGCAAGCCUGGACAUUCAGCAUACGACAAACUCGACCCUAUCACUGGAUCUACUAUCACCAGCUGUGUUUGA